AUGUUAGCCGGAUCCGCUUUAAUUAGCCGAACCUUAGAAAAAAUUCAAAAAGGAAAAUUAUUAGCAUAUAGAGUCUAAUAAAUUUAUUCUGGCAACAUAAUAUCUAGUAGUAGAAGGAAACUGUACUUUUGGCAUAUGUAACCAUUUACUAAUAACCCUAUGUUGGAUGAUGAUAACAAGUUUUAGAAUAAACUCAUAAAUGCGCUACUAAUAAGAACCGAGGAAGAAAGUUAUUGA
Tetrahymena thermophila SB210 is the source of this 237-nucleotide messenger RNA. RefSeq lists its product as hypothetical. The transcript is spliced from 3 exons. NCBI's taxonomy places the organism in Eukaryota, Ciliophora, Oligohymenophorea, Hymenostomatida, Tetrahymenidae. The record is from RefSeq and is a predicted model, not a curated record.